AUGGCAGUGAUGCAGCUGUUCCUCCUGACCCUAGGCCUCACCCUGCUCCCUGUGGUGCAGGCUGGCUACAUCAAUCAAGGUGAAUGUGCAACAACAGAUAAGCUUUUAGGAAACUGGUACAUAAUUCGCUGGGCUGGAAACCUUCCUCUUCCAGAAGAAAAGCUGAGAAGCCCGCUGCCACCCUUCACAUUGUCAAAAAACAGAAUCGGGUACUUGGAGUUUAGGAUGAACAUCUCGAAACCCAUUGGAUGUGUUGAGUUCAAGAUGGCCUUGAAUGAAGAAAAAAACAAACCUUGCUACUUCUCUGUCUGGAUGUGGCACUAUGUUGGCAUAGUGCUCCUUAGAGGUGACAACUUCGGUUAUGCCUAUUUAAAUGCCAAAGUCAACAAUGUGGAGCAGAAGAUGGUAAUGUUCAUGGGUCGCCAAAAUCAUACUGCAAACCCAACAAUGCUGGUGGAUUUUGAAACCCUUGUGAGCCAACUAUCACUGAACAAUACAAGCAUCAUCAAUCCCCCUUACGAUGGGUAUUUCUACACUGGUCUCUCCUUGGUGCAGAAUUUAAGGAAUCACUCCACUGUGGCUGGCAAUGGGCAGCUGGCAUUACAAAAGGAGCUAGAGGCCAGAUGCACUGGCUUUGCAUUGUACAUAUUUCAGGUCAUGGUAGCUGGACCUUCAGAUAUUUCAUCCUUCAUGAUAGUCAAGGUCACCACCUAA
Messenger RNA from Phodopus roborovskii (desert hamster), 714 nucleotides. RefSeq lists its product as uncharacterized. The transcript has 7 exons. Lineage: Eukaryota; Metazoa; Chordata; Mammalia; Rodentia; Cricetidae. The record is from RefSeq and is a predicted model, not a curated record. The coding region runs from base 1 to 714 and encodes 237 amino acids.